Molecule: messenger RNA, 867 nt
Organism: Dendronephthya gigantea
Lineage: Eukaryota; Metazoa; Cnidaria; Anthozoa; Malacalcyonacea; Nephtheidae
Product: phosducin-like protein 3
Exons: 4
Coding region: 111-848 (245 amino acids)
Biological process (GO): protein folding
Cellular component (GO): cytoplasm
Source: RefSeq, a predicted model, not a curated record
UCAACAAAUCGUAAGGUGUGGAGGGUGAAAAGUCGAACUUUUCUAGUUUUCAAAUCAAAUUUUUUUAAUACUUUUCUCGUCUUUUUUAAAACUUUAUCUCGUUUCAAACGAUGCAAGACCCAAACGAAGACACAGAGUGGAACGAUGUACUUAGAGCGAAAGGAAUCUUGCCGCCUAAACAAAAAGAAGUUGAGAUUUCUGAAGACCAAAUUGUGAACUUGGUUGAGGACACGAUAAGUAAGAGAACAGGAGAGAAUGUCGUAAAGAACUAUGAAGAUAUGACUUUAGAUGAGCUAGAUGAGUUUGAAGACGAGGAAGAUGAGAGAGUACUAGAGGAAUAUCGAAAACAGCGUCUAGCGGAGAUGAGGAAACACCAACAGGCAGCAAGAUUUGGAGAAAUGAUGGAGAUCACAGCUGUUGAUUAUGUCCAGGAAGUGAACAAGGCUGGGGACGGAAUAUGGGUUGUUUUACAUCUUUAUAAGACUGGGAUUCCAUUAUGUGCAUUGCUUAAUCGUCACCUUCAACAAUUAGCCCAAAAAUUUCCAACGACUAAAUUUCUAAAAAGCAUAUCAACCACAUGCAUCCCAAACUAUCCCGAUAAGAACCUACCAACGAUAUUUGUGUACCGUAAUGGUGAUAUGGUAAAACAAUACAUAGGACCAAUAGCUUUCGAUGGAAUGAAUUGCUCUCUUGAAGACUUGGAAUGGAUGUUAUCUGAAAGUGGUGCAGUAAAAACAGAGCUUGAGGAAGAUCCCAGGAGAAAGCGACAAAUCAGAGACGUUAUGACAUCAUCUUUACGUUCGGGUGGCCAACAAUAUGACGACGAUGAUGAUGAUGACGAUGACUGAUAAAUAUUUCAAAAAUGUA